Molecule: messenger RNA, 528 nt
Organism: Fusarium verticillioides 7600
Lineage: Eukaryota; Fungi; Ascomycota; Sordariomycetes; Hypocreales; Nectriaceae
Exons: 2
Coding region: 1-528 (175 amino acids)
Source: RefSeq, a predicted model, not a curated record
AUGGCGGAAAUUGAAACAUUUGAGAUGAAUGUCGAGGAUUUUUCUGCCUCCACUCUGAAUGAUGCAGAUGUAUCUUCAUCUGGGAUUGAUGCUCAGAUGCCAGCUGAUCGCGCGAAGCCUGUGGACAAGUCAGAUGAUCAUGGGUACGUACUAGAAAUGAUCCUUCUUAAUCACCUCAAAGUCAUAUGGAGUUGCAUUCGGUUCCUUGCUAGCUAUUGGAAGGUUAUUGGAUCUGUCUUGCUAGCCAUUAUCCCUGUCGUGAUCUACUUUGGCAUUCAGUACUUCAACGAGUGUAAUACAUUUUUGGCGCAAAACGAUCUACCUGUCAUGCCAUCCUUGGAGGAUCUCAACGCUAUGGUCGAGUAUAACCUUUUUGUGUACUUUGCUGGAGGCUUCGUCAUCUUUAUCCUCGCCCUUGCUGCCUGGUGCAGUAUUGAUUGGAAGAGGAUGGUGUCGACGGAGACUCGCCGCUUUCAUUUCAUCACUAUUCCAUACUUGCGUGAUCGGCCCCUUAGUCGCGUUAUUUAG